Molecule: messenger RNA, 1611 nt
Organism: Paramecium tetraurelia
Lineage: Eukaryota; Ciliophora; Oligohymenophorea; Peniculida; Parameciidae
Exons: 6
Source: RefSeq, a predicted model, not a curated record
AUGGUAUUAACUGAUAAACCUUGCUUUGGAUUUUCAAUUGCAGCUCUAGUCAUUUAUGUAACCAUAUUUGGAAUCGCGAACAUCAUUGGUUAUGGUCCCAUAAACUAACCAAUGAGCGAUGGAAAGUAGUGUGAAUUAAUAUAUUUUCCUGAUCUAAAAGAUAUUUCAAAAACCCUUUGCUUAGACGAAUGUCCAAAAACAGGAGAUACAAAGUUGCAAUGUGAUAAUUGCUCAGGGAAUAUUUUAAACACAGAUGAAUACAAUAAUGCUUGCUUGCCUACUUUGUAUAAUUAAUUAACAUAAGUUAUGCCUGCUUUGAAAACACCUAAACUUAACAACUUUACGUAAUCUUUGAUAUCAAACUGUGAAUUUUUAAUAACUGGACUAUUCUUUUUACUCUCAAUAUUGUAUAUAGGCUAGAGAAUGGUCAGAUAAUACUUAUCUCUUAUGAUUUCAUUCUUAACUAACUUUUACCCAUAUGGUUUAUUGUGGCUAUCGAUUGUAAUGGCAUAUCGUUUGUCGAACUUUCAUGAUAUGGACAAAUUAGAAAGAACAGGAGAGUCUAGAUAGUUGAAUUAUUAAUCUAUUGGAAUCUUAGUAGAAGCUUUCAAUCUUAAGUCAACCUAUACAAUAAUGCUAUUGAUUUUAAUCAAAGUAUUUAUAGGAUCUCUUAUAACACAAUGUUAUCAUUAAAAUGAUAAGGAAGGAUAUAGACUGAAAAGUUACAUCUCUUUGACAAUAAGAAAGAAGCUUGGACAAUAUACAUUAAGAUAUAACUCUGUAAUUCAAAUUCUCGUAGUUAUCAACUUCUUCUUAAUGUAUUAUUCAAUUACUGCAGCAUUAAGCAAUGGUUCAAUAGACUCAACUUAACCUGCUUAUAGUUAAUAUUAAACAUCCGUUUUAGGAAUCAUCUUAGCAGUUAUUGUAUUUUGCCUUUUUGUUUAUGCAUCCAAAAUAUUAAGAUUGUACACUGAUUAUUUCAUAUACAUUUUUACAUUACAGCAAUUGUUAUGGGAGAAAGAGCAAAGUUUAUAAAUUUUAAAAAAUUCAUUAGAAGCUUUUGGAACAAUCUCUUUAUUGGCUUUUAAGCAAAUAAUUAAUUCACCAAAAAACCUAGGGAUUAAAUUCAUGUAUUUAAUUAAAAAGCCUGCGGUCGCUCAUAAAUGGGAGAACGAUUUAUCUUUAUUAACUUCACUGUCACUUGGUCGUUAAGUAUUUUACUUGACUCAAAAUCAAGUGAAUAAUUAACCUAUAGCUUCAUAUCAAUUAUAAGAGAGCAUCGAUGCUUUAAACAUUUAAGAUUUGGAAAUUGUUUAUUUAUUAUACUAAUAAGCUGAAUCUAUUCUUAAGUAUUCUGGAUGGUCAAUUGGAUGUAUGAUUGGACUAGUUAAUUCACUCUUCGGUUGUGGUUUCUCAACUAUUGCGCUAAUGAUUCCCUUGUGUUGUGACUUAAGCUAUGUGAUUAGUGCAUAGAUUAUGAAAGGGUUCCUAACAUUUGGAUUAAUAGAAGGUAAUUAAGAUGAUGAUUAAUUAAUGAAAUAUUACAAGUCAAUCAUCUUGAUUGAAAAAGAAGAACUGAUAUACAAGUAAAAUAAAUAAUAAUAAAAGUGA